CCUGCGCAUGAAUUUCCGCUCACUAUCCCCACGCUGCAGCGUUAAUCAAGCUACAUUCAGUGGGCACAAUAUUGUAAGGAAAUUAGCGAAUUAUUUACCAAGAUGAGGCCUUUAACAGACGACGAGACAAAAACGAUGUUUGAGAAACUCUCCAAAUACAUUGGUGAGAACAUCAAACUCCUGGUGGAUCGACCAGAUGGGACUUAUUGCUUCAGACUUCACAAUGACCGGGUAUAUUACAUCAGUGAGAAAAUUCUGAAGUUGGCUACCAACAUCUCCCGUGAUAAGUUGGUGUCGGUGGGUACCUGCUUUGGAAAGUUCACCAAGACCAUUAAGUUCCGCCUGCACAUCACAGCACUGGACUUCCUGGCACCAUAUGCCAAGUUCAAGGUGUGGGUGAAGCCUGGGCAGGAGCAGUCCUUCCUCUAUGGGAACCAUGUGUUGAAGUCUGGUCUGGGGAGGAUCACAGAGAACACUAACCAAUACCAGGGCGUGGUGGUGUAUUCCAUGGCAGACGUACCGCUGGGUUUUGGCGUGGCCGCUAAGUCGACCCAGGAGUGCAGAAGAGUGGACCCCAUGUCCAUCGUUGUGUUCCACCAGGCAGACAUUGGAGAGUUUAUCAGGUGUGAGGACACGCUCACAUAACGAGUCUUCACAAACUGGACUAUCAAUUAUACACCGUCGUACUUCCCUCUCCUCAGAGACCACCAGAGGGCUGGGAGGUACAGCUAUGUGAAACGUAUGGUGGUCCCUGAGGAGAGGGUUGGGAAACCCUGGUCUUCAGGAUAUGAUUGUGUAUUUCCCUCUUAACUACCAAGGGGCCAGGGACUGUCUGGAUAGUUUCAUCAAGCUGUCAGCUAACAAGUCUGAAAGAUGACAGCUCCCUUUUCACUAUGGCUGAGUGAUUUACAUUCAGCUACCAACAUCCCUGUCACUAUGGCUGAGUGAUUUACAUUCAGAUUAACAUCCCUGUCACUAUGGCUGAGUGAUUAACAUUCAGAUCAAUAUCCCUGUCACUAUGGCUGAGUGAUUUACAUUCAGAUUAACAUCCCUGUCACUAUGGCUGAGUGAUUUACAUUCAGAUUAACAUCCCUGUCACUAUGGCUGAGUGAUUUACAUUCAGAUUAACAUCCCUGUCACUAUGGCUGAGUGAUUUACAUUCAGAUUAACAUCCCUGUCACUAUGGCUGAGUGAUUUACAUUCAGAUUAACAUCCCUGUCACUAUGGCUGAGUGAUUUACAUUCAGAUUAACAUCCCUGUCACUAUGGCUGAGUGAUUUACAUUCAGAUUAACAUCCCUGUCACUAUGGCUGAGUGAUUUACAUUCAGAUUAACAUCCCUGUCACUAUGGCUGAGUGAUUUACAUUCAGAUUAACAUCCCUGUCACUAUGGCUGAGUGAUUUACAUUCAGAUUAACAUCCCUGUCACUAUGGCUGAGUGAUUUACAUUCAGAUUAACAUCCCUGUCACUGUGGCUGAGUGAUUUACAUCCCUGUCACUAUGGCUGGGUGAUUUACAUUCAGAUUAACAUCCCUGUCACUGUGGCUGAGUGAUUUACAUUCAGAUUAACAUCCCUGUCACUGGUAGCUGAAUGUAAAUCACUCAGCCAUAAUCUAAAUAAAUGUGUUUUAUGUAUUCAUAAUCUGUAUGGAUCUCUGGUUUGAGAAAUUUGCAUAAAUAUUAUGCAGUUAAUUUCAUCAGCAUAACAUUAAAACUGUUUUGAUAUA
Molecule: messenger RNA, 1725 nt
Organism: Salvelinus fontinalis (brook trout)
Lineage: Eukaryota; Metazoa; Chordata; Actinopteri; Salmoniformes; Salmonidae
Product: 60S ribosome subunit biogenesis protein NIP7 homolog
Exons: 5
Coding region: 103-645 (180 amino acids)
Biological process (GO): ribosome assembly; ribosomal large subunit biogenesis
Cellular component (GO): nucleolus; nucleus; preribosome, large subunit precursor
Molecular function (GO): RNA binding
Source: RefSeq, a predicted model, not a curated record